AUGUGGAGGGUUGAAGAUGUGUUAAAAGACCUUAAGGAAGAAGGAGUUUAUGGAAAUUGUUGUGAGAAAGAAGAAUCAACUGGUUUGCCGCCUGGGUUCAGAUUUCACCCUACGGAUGAAGAACUCAUAACUUUCUACCUUGCUUCCAAGGUCUUUAACACUACUACAACGACUACUGCUACUAAUAAUACCACCACUAACUUAUUCUUGUCUAACUCUGAUGUCCAAAUGGUUGAAGUUGAUCUUACUAGAUGUGAGCCUUGGGACCUUCCAGAAAGGGCGAAGAUGGGAGAAAGGGAGUGGUACCUGUUCAGCUUGAGAGACAGGAAGUACCCUUCAGGGUUGAGGACGAACCGAGCCACUGAAACCGGCUACUGGAAGGCUACUGGUAAGGAUAGACAAGUCUACGCCGGCGGAAUUACGACUGCAGCUGGUGGAGCAGGAGGUGUGUUGAUAGGGAUGAAGAAGACACUUGUGUUCUAUCAAGGCCGUGCUCCUCGCGGCGUUAAGACUAGUUGGGUUAUGCAUGAGUACCGUCUUGACGGCCAUUUCUCCUCCUUCCGCCUCUCCUCUAAGGUCUCUCCUUCUAUUUUCCCAUCAUAGUUUACAAAAGUUUACUAAUAAAUAAAUAAUAAUGGCAUGAAAUUUUGUAACAAAAUUGGAAAAUGUUCAAAAUUGCAGGAAGAAUGGGUGAUAUGUAGAAUAUGCCACAAGAAUGCAGAGAAGAAAUUAUCUCCACUAAUUAUUCACCCACCACCAUCGCCACCGCCAACGCCACAGCGGCGGCCGUUAUCUCCUUUCCUCAGCAGUUUGCCCCCUCUGGCUGAUCCACCCAGCACCACCCAAGAAGUAGCUGAUACCCCUUCGCAACAUCGUAAUUAUGCUAAUAGUCAUGACCUCCUUCACUCGUUAUUGUUAAAUCCUUUACCUAAUUUUUCAUCCAUUUCUGGAUCCAACACCAUAUUCCCUCCUCUCAAUACCACUACCACUAACACUACCACCACAGCCGCCUCUAUCGAUAUGUCACCCUCUUCAACCCUCUUUAAGUCUUUCCACCAUCC
Spinacia oleracea (spinach) is the source of this 1061-nucleotide messenger RNA. Its product is annotated as protein CUP-SHAPED COTYLEDON 3-like. Gene Ontology annotation, molecular function: DNA binding. Gene Ontology annotation, biological process: regulation of DNA-templated transcription. Lineage: Eukaryota; Viridiplantae; Streptophyta; Magnoliopsida; Caryophyllales; Amaranthaceae. The record is from RefSeq and is a predicted model, not a curated record. The transcript has 2 exons. Bases 1 to 603 code for a protein of 200 amino acids.